Messenger RNA from Desarmillaria tabescens, 753 nucleotides. RefSeq lists its product as uncharacterized. The coding region runs from base 1 to 753 and encodes 250 amino acids. The transcript has a single exon. The record is from RefSeq and is a predicted model, not a curated record. NCBI's taxonomy places the organism in Eukaryota, Fungi, Basidiomycota, Agaricomycetes, Agaricales, Physalacriaceae.
AUGCCAGAAACCUCCAGUUCACAGUCGAAUACUGGGAAGAUCUCCAAGGGUCCUGGGAUGAUCCUAAUAUCCUCCUCACCUUCAAUGUCCACCAGUUCUACACUAACGAGUACAACCAACUCAUCAAUGUAUGAACUCUUGAACAGUAUGACAGAAAUGCCGCUGAUAGAACAGAGUGGAGAAGAACCACCUCCAAAGGGGCCAACGACCCUUUCCUCCCUACUUGGAGAUCCAAUCAAGGAGGUGGACCAGCCACAAUCAGAAGAACUGACACAGGAGGACAUCAAGGAGAUGAAUCCUGAGACCUAUUGGGAGGCACCAGACCUAUACCUCUCGCUGAGGACUCUUCCAAAACCACUCCAAGAGAGGUAUGGGAAGUCCACACUGAGUCAGACAUUCCCUCGCAAAACUCAUACCACGAGGGAGAUAUCUCCAGUUGGAGUACCGACUCUACCGAUGGGACAGAAGUCCUCUGGCCUGAAUCCGAAACCUCCCCAAGAAGAUCUGCUCACCUCUGUCUCUGGAUACAUCAAAUCACUCUCCAAAUCGCUCAUUGAAUCCACAAAUGGAUCAGGAGAGAAAGAGGAGUGGCCGAGGAAAAAAGGAUACUGGAUUGAGGAUCACUCUUUCCAAUGGAUUACUGGAUCACCCCUGAGGAGGGAUCCUGGGACUUACCCCCUAUGGUCUCCAGUUCAACCAUUGAUAACACCUGGCACUCGAAGGCUGGAGACAGAUGGGAUUCCCCCUGGCUGA